Radiomyces spectabilis is the source of this 1376-nucleotide messenger RNA. RefSeq names its product Brix domain-containing protein 1. The record is from RefSeq and is a predicted model, not a curated record. Gene Ontology annotation, biological process: maturation of LSU-rRNA from tricistronic rRNA transcript (SSU-rRNA, 5.8S rRNA, LSU-rRNA); ribosomal large subunit assembly. Lineage: Eukaryota; Fungi; Mucoromycota; Mucoromycetes; Mucorales; Radiomycetaceae. Bases 276 to 1193 code for a protein of 305 amino acids. Gene Ontology annotation, cellular component: nucleolus. The transcript is spliced from 5 exons. Gene Ontology annotation, molecular function: rRNA binding.
UCUGGCCCUAGUGAUAUCAUCUUCUAUGGCGAUCUUUUGGUUUCCAAAAAGUGAUUCAGCAAACAUCACACUCACAGCAAUCAUUUUCCGCCCCAGCUUGGCACGCAAGCAACGUCCGCAAAUUUCACCUUGACCCAGCCAAGCUCAGCCACUUGUGACUACUUUACAAUUCCCGAUUGCGCAUUGCCGAAUUUGUCGCUGCGAAAGGGGGGAAAAAUCGAGUUUUUUACAUUUCAAGCUUUUCGGAUACCUUUUUUUUUUAAAUCUCGUUGAUCAUGUUGCGUACAGUUAAGCCGAAAAACGCUCGUUCCAAACGUUUCUUGAAGAACCGCGAGGCCAAAGUUCAUGAGAAUCCAAAGACCACUUUGUUUGUUCGAGGUUCAACCACCAGCCAAGUGGUGAAUGAUGCUUUGAAGGAUCUGUAUGCUUUAAAACGUACCAAUGCCAUCUAUUUCAACAAAAAGAACGAGAUCAAGCCUUUCGAAGACGAUGAAAAGAUUGAAUUCUUCUCACGCAAAAACGAUUCUUCGCUCAUGGUGAUCGGUACUCACUUGAAGAAACGACCGCACAACUUGACGUUCGUGCGCAUGUUCAAUUACGAAAUUCUCGAGAUGAUCGAGCUCGGUAUUGAAAAGAUGACGGCUCUGAGCGAGAUCAAGGGAACCAAGAGUUCGCUCGGUAUCAAGCCUUUGCUUGUGUUUAGCGGUGACAUGUUUGAUUCUGAUACAACACACAAGAACUUGAAGAAUUUCUUUUUGGACUUUUUCAACGGCGAGGCCACCGAUGCCGUCAACCUGGGAGGUCUGGAAUACGUAAUCAGCUUCACUGCCACCCCCGAACGCAUUUACGUUCGAAGCUAUUUCAUUCAAAUGAAGAAGAGCGGUAGCAAGACACCGCGCGUGGAAUUGGAAGAAAUGGGUCCUCAUUUUGAUUUCGUCGUUCGACGUACCGUGGCACCCAAGUCGGAUCUCUGGAAGUCGGCUGUGAGAGUACCAAAGGAAAUCAAGCCCAAGAAGGUGAAGAAUAUCGAUACGGAUGAAAUGGGUGACAAGGUUGGACGUAUCCAUAUGGGCGAUCAGCAGUUGCACAAGAUCCAGACCAGAAAGAUGAAGGGUUUGAAAAAGCGAUCUGCGGAAGAUGACGAUGACGAAACAUCUGCAACAAAGAAACAAAAAUCGGAUGAGACGGAUUAAGCUUGUCCUUGACCCACUAACUUUUUGUUAAAAAUUUGAUACACUCUUUUGGGAAGGAACGAUCUACCAUUUUUUUCCCAAAGAACCUCCAAUACAGCAUACACAGAAAGCCACCAUUUUUUUCAUUUCAAAAGCAACAUUUAUCUCUUAUUCUGUCUAUAAAAGAAAAAGCAUUAUUCUUUC